This is a messenger RNA of Helicoverpa armigera (cotton bollworm), 2387 nucleotides long. RefSeq names its product inositol polyphosphate multikinase (gene Ipk2). The record is from RefSeq and is a predicted model, not a curated record. Lineage: Eukaryota; Metazoa; Arthropoda; Insecta; Lepidoptera; Noctuidae. The transcript has 6 exons. Bases 229 to 1527 code for a protein of 432 amino acids. Gene Ontology annotation, molecular function: inositol tetrakisphosphate kinase activity; inositol-1,4,5-trisphosphate 3-kinase activity. Gene Ontology annotation, cellular component: nucleus; cytoplasm. Gene Ontology annotation, biological process: inositol phosphate biosynthetic process.
GAAUACAACGUAUUUUUUAUUUAUUAUCUCCGGACAGUGAUAAAGUGACUAAUUUACAAGUAACUGUAAAUUUCAAUUGUUUUACCGAUUUAUUGAGGAAACGAUUACGCGAGCCAGUUAGAGGUCGGUGCGGUUACCUUUAUUUUAAUAGUCGUUUAGUUUUGCUAGUUUACAAGUGUAGUUAGUGUUAAAAGUAACUGGUUUUGGAGAAAUUGGGCCCACGAUUAAAUGAGCGAUGUAUCAGACAAGUCUUCGCGGCGUAGCGUGCGUCGCCAGCGCUCCAUAUACCAGGUGCACUACAGCAUCCGGCGCCAGGACUCGGAGAUGACGGCGCGGCCGCUCGCGCUCGCCACCAGCCCGCUCGAAGUGCAGGCGUACGCGCUGCAAGUGGCGGGACAUGCGAGCACGCAGGAUACUAAGUAUUUGGGCUUACUACAAUGCAACAAUGGCACAAUAAUGAAACCGAUCCUCAAGGAAGCUCAGAAGCGCGAGGUGGACUUCUACGAGCGCCUCAAGUCUACCUCUGACUCCGAGCUGAGGGAGCUACGGACCCUGGUGCCCAAGUACUUCGGCACAAGAAGGUACUGCUACAACGGGUUCGAGCAGGAGUACAUCAUACUUGAGGAUCUGACGCAGAGGAUGUUGGAGCCUUGCAUUAUGGAUGUUAAGAUUGGUAAAAGAACAUGGGACCCCCUCGCCACUGAAGAGAAGAGGAAGAACGAGGAGAGCAAGUACGCGCUGUGCAAGCAGCAGUAUGGGUUCUGCAUCCCUGGCUUCCAGGUGUUCCGGCUCGGCUCCGGCAAGAUGCAGCGGUACAACAAGGAUUAUGGGAAGAAGCUGCAGGGACAGGCUGUUAAGGAUGCACUUCGCAACUACUUGAACGGCUGCGGCCGUCCCCUGUGCCGGGCGCUGCUGCUGCAGUUCCUGUCGGCGCUGUGGCGCUGCGCGGGCUGGGCGCGGCGCCAGCGAGCUGCCAGGCUCUACUGCGCCUCGCUGCUGCUCGUGUACGAUGCUGCCAGGCUCCGGGACUGCUGCCAGGGAGAUCACUUCACUGAACGCGUGAACUGCCGUCAGCCGACCGCCCCGCGGCGUCGUCACUCCAUGCACUCGGUAAACGCUGCCGACUUCAGCGGCCAGCUCUCUGCCAAGGGACCAGUCUACAGGAAGCUGCAAUCCGUUCCUCUCACCCCCAUGACAAUGUCCCACUCUAGUUUCUCCCCACCACCACCAAUAAGUUCACCCUGGAGUGAUGCUUUAGCCAGCUUUAAUCAUAACCAUUCAUUUGAGCAUAACUACGAAAAUAAACUUUCCAAAAUCAAGAUGAAUUAUAGAGCUAUGCUUGACCAGUUAUCCUAUGACUCCCCAACACCCAACCCCUGGGGGACGGUCAAGAUUAUAGACUUUGCUCACGCAUUCUUCAAUGAAGAAGAUGAGAAGGACAUUGACGAGAAUUUCCGAGAAGGUAUCGAAAAUUUGGUGGAAAUAUUCGAGACUUUCUUGAGAGAAACUGACGAUCAAGUUAUUUGAUAAAUUAACGUGUAAUUUUUGGUGAUAAUAGCUUUUUAGUGGCAGUAUGAGACUUAUAUGAACACAUGUUUGUGUUGAACUUUUAAAUGUCUGUUAGUGUGAGAACUUAAUUGUUUUAGCUAGUUGCAAUUUCGAAUUUGCCAACACAUAAGUUGUUCCUGAAUAACGAAUAUUUUGUGUCAAAAUAUGGGACAUUGACUAUGUACUUAAAUUGUAUACAUAUUUAUGUUAAGAACAAAGUUGUACUUCUAAUCAGUAUGAAACUGCGGUAUUUCUAUGUGUCAAACUAGAUAUUAUGUGUGUAUUAAUGUUUAGAUAUGUGUAAAAUUAAUGGUUUGAAACCUAUAAUAUUCGUGUUGUGGCGAAUUCUUGUUGUAAAAUGAGUUGUAUAUGUUAAUCGGUCCAAUUAAUACAUACUAGUUAUAAAGUUAUGUACUUAUAAUGUCAGUUUUAAUGUUAAUUCACCGUUAGUUUCAUAAAAAUCCAUUAAAAUUAAAGUUUUAUUAAAUCUAUUGCUAAUACUUUUUAUUUUGUUGACAAAGAAAGCCGCAAUAGAUUUAAAGAAGCUUUGACUUUAAUGGAUCCUUGUGUAACUGACGGUCAGUGUAGUUAAGACAAAGUAAUGCUCAAUUUUGUAAGACGUCCUCCACAUGAGGCGCACGAGCCUCGUGCGUCGGAGGGAGGCCUCAUGUAGAAGAUGCUUAACUUCCAUAGUCUACGAGGGACAUGCCGAGUCAAAAUAUAAUAGUACUUAAAUAGAUUUUAUUAUUCCAAAUAAUAGUUUUUAUAUCUGUUAUAAUAAGUGUGAAAUGUAAAUAAAUCGUUUGACGCUCUCGCGCUAUAAAUAUUUAUUAUCGAAA